Messenger RNA from Pieris macdunnoughi, 2118 nucleotides. NCBI's taxonomy places the organism in Eukaryota, Metazoa, Arthropoda, Insecta, Lepidoptera, Pieridae. The record is from the annotation of a GenBank genome assembly.
AUGCGUCGGGUCAAAAUGAAUGUGAACCCUGACUUGGGUGAUUUAGAGGAGAUGCUUGCUCAUGUUCAAACGCAGAUUGAACAGGAGAUUGACAUGGAGAAGGAAAACAAGAUGCCGUCAAUUAUCAGCGUUCAAGAAUCACCAAAGAUGAAGAGGAAUGGAUCUUUCAACCGAUCAGAGAGUUUAGAAUACCGGCGUCCCCCACGCCCUACGAGGUUAAAUGGAGAUGGACCUCAGUCUUUGGAGUAUAGAAAUGGCGAUUAUGGUACCACCAAUGGUGUUAAAGGAUCCCAAAGCAGCUUGAAGUCGAACGAUGACUCUCAGGUGUCCUUCCAGUCUUUUCGUUCGGAACCUGUGCAGCGGCACUCGGUUCUGAGUCUUCAGGAUAAAAGGGAGGCUUUCAUGAAUGGAUGGUCUAAAACUGCGACUUUGCCGAGAGGAUAUGGCUCCACUAAAGAGAAGAAUUGGGAGGAGUAUUGGUCACACGAGCAGUCGAUAAGCAGCGCGCGCGCGUCGGUAAUGGUGUACGAUGACUCUCUCAAACGCUGGAUUCCCUCCGGCUCCAGCUCGGGGCUGUCUAAGGUCCACAUCUAUCAUCACACCCAACAUAACACUUUUAGAGUGGUGGGGAGGAAGCUGAAUGACCAUGAGGUGGUAAUUAACUGCGGCAUCGUCCGAGGCCUUAAGUACAACCAGGCGACUGCCACAUUCCACCAAUGGCGCGACGCGAGACACGUGUACGGUCUGAACUUCUCCUGUCGCGAGGACGCUGACAGCUUCGCUAGAGCCAUGAUGCACACCCUGGAGGUGUUAGCGAACAAAGUCAGCAAUAACUCCGCGCCGCCCCCGCCACAGCAGCCUAACCCUCCCGGGCCUUACAACGGACACAACAACACGCACUACGACGAAGAUAUGGGGUAUAGAACAAUGACCCGAGAGGAUGCAGCCAUGCUCCAACAGCCUCAAUACCACGCUCCUCAUCAUCAGCACCAGCUUCCACAGCAUCAACCGAUUCCACAUCAGCCGCAACCGGUGCCAGUGCAGCAUCAGCAGCACCCGAUGACCCCUCAGCACCAGGUAGCUCAUCCUCAGAUCAACCACCAGGUGCCACAUCAGCCCAUCCCACCGCCCAGCCAGUACCACGCGCCUCAUCAUCACACCACGGGUCCAGCCGUGCAAUCUGCGCCCACGCCGCCGCCCCACGGCGUGCACACGCUGCCCCAUGCCCAACACGCGCCGCCUACGCACUCGCACCAUCGCACUAACAGUGCCCCCAUGCCCCCAAACAUGUCCCUAACUCCUGCGAGUGGUUCAACUGCACCACCCCCAGUGCCACCUCACCAAAAUCUACCACCAGCGGCUAAUGGCCCCGUUGCCCCACCGACGCCUCCAGCAGCACCACAGCCGCCACCAAUGCUCCAGCAGCAGCCGCCACCUGCACCUCCGGCGCCCCCUCCGGCAGCGGCUCCGGCUCCACCUCCGCCACCUCCUCCCCCAGGGGGAGCAGUGGCCUCUCCUCCGCCGCCGCCGCCGCAGCCGCAGCCCCCGGUCGUUGACCCCACGGGGCUAGCCGCGCAGUUGCAGCAGGCGAGACUUAAAAGACAGGCUAAGCAAGCCAACACAGAGGUGGCUUCGCCCCCGGGAGGCAACAGCGGGGGCAGCGCGGGGAGCACCGACCAUUCCUCUUCAUCGUCAGGUCGAGCCAGCCUCCACUGCAUGAUGCACGAGAUGCAGCGUACCCUGGCCAGGAGAAGGGCGCAUCUGGAUAAGGCUGAGGAGACAUCGGCAGAUAACUCGGUGAACUCCACCCCGAUGAAGAGCUGGGAGCGUUCGGCGACGUUGCCGCACCGACUUCCCGCUGCAUGUAAUGGCAACACUCCUAGUGCCGAGUCCCCUGCGCAGCCGCAACCGCAAUCGCCUAGAUCUGCACGAAAACGGUUCGGAUCGGCCAGCGAAGAAACUAUACUAAAGCAAGUGAACGGAACCGAAGGUGGCUGCGUGUCAGCGGCUGAGUGGGAGGGUUUCAAGCAAGAGCUGAUGAGGGAAGUCAAGACGCAGCUCACGCAGAUGAAACGCGAAAUACUUGACGCGAUGAAAGCUGAGUUCGCUCGCAGGUAA